AUGUCUGUUCAAAAAAUCAACAGCCCCGAAAGGCCGCUAGCACCUAUGUACUCACAUGCGGUGAAGAUCCCGGGUCUUAUCUUCUGUAGCGGGCAAACCCCUGUGGACAGUACAGGCAACGUGGCUCAAUGCCUCUCUAACUUGACCGACGUAUUGAAUGCCGCUGGUUCGUCAUGGGACAAGGUGGUGAAAGUGAACAUUUACCUCAAGAGCAUGGGCGACUUCGCAGCUAUGAACGAGGCUCUCCCGGACCCUAAGCCGGCUCGUACAUGUAUCCAAGCUGGUGGACUGCCUCAUGAUGUGGACGUAGAGAUCGAAGCGAUUGCUGCAGUUUGA
This is a messenger RNA of Suillus plorans, 336 nucleotides long. Its product is annotated as Endoribonuclease L-PSP. Gene Ontology annotation, molecular function: deaminase activity. The record is from RefSeq and is a predicted model, not a curated record. Lineage: Eukaryota; Fungi; Basidiomycota; Agaricomycetes; Boletales; Suillaceae. The transcript has 4 exons. The coding region runs from base 1 to 336 and encodes 111 amino acids. Gene Ontology annotation, cellular component: mitochondrion; cytosol.